AUGGUCUAUGUCCAGAAACAUUGGAAGGAGGAUGAAUUUUUCGCCUACCAGUUUCUAAAUGGCGUCAACCCCAUGCUGAUCCGACGCUGUUCCGCCAUACAGAACUUUCCAGUCACUGAAAGCAUGGUCUUCAUCCAUGGUCCACAUACCCUGGAAGAGGAAUUAAAGAAUGAAAACAUAUACCUGUGUGACUACAAGCUUUUGGAUGGAGUGGAAGCAAACACCAUCAACGGGAAGAAGCAGUACUUGAUGGCUCCCCUCGUCCUGCUCCAAAGAACACCAGAUGACAAGCUGAUGCCAAUCGCUAUUCAGCUGAAGCAGACUCCUGGCUACAACAAUCCCAUCUUUUGUCCUACUGAUUCUGAGUACGACUGGUUGAUGGCCAAGAUUUUUGUGAGAAGUGCAGAUUUCAACUUCCAUGAACUCAAUAUUCACCUGCUGCGCACACAUCUGCUGGCUGAAGUUUUUGCUGUAUCUCUACUGCGAAAUGUGCCCAUGGUGCAUCCACUGUACAAGCUGCUCAUCCCUCACACUCGCUACAGCCUGCAGAUCAACCUCAUGGCUCGAAAUCGGCUCAUUUCUAAGGAUGGUACUUUCACAGAGUACACAGCUUGUGGUGGAGAGGGUAUGUUCACAAUCCUGAAGAGAUCAAUGGCCUCAAUGACCUACAGCUCCCUCUGCAUACCAGAUGACAUCGCUGAGCGUGGGAUGGAGGCUGUACCCAACUACUACUACAGGGAUGAUGGACUCAAGCUUUGGGAUAUCAUCCACAAGUUUGUGAAGGGAAUCCUCAACUGCUACUACAAGAGCGAUGCUGACGUCGAGAAAGACUCUGAACUGCAGAAGUGGAUUUCAGACAUUUUUGUAGAGGGAUUCCUUUCCAAUGCAAAGACAGGAAUUCCCCAGGGCUUUUCCACCGUGGCUGCGUUGGUCAAGUUUGUCACCAUGGUGAUCUUUACCUGCUCGGUACAGCACUCAGCUGUGAAUUCUGGACAGUAUGACUAUGGUGCCUGGAUGCCUAACACUCCCAUCUCCCUGCAACUUCCUCCACCAACCACCAAGGGGACAACAAGUGAGGCCACCAUGCUGGAGACGUUCCCUGAUGUCAAUGUGACAGUUCAGGGGAUGGCCAUCAUGCAUCUUCUCAGCAAGCAAUCCACUGACUUUGUCCCCCUUGGCCACUAUCCGGACGAGCACUUCUUUGAGAAGAUUCCCUGCAAGCUGAUUAAGGAGUUUCAAGGAGACCUUGAAAUACAAAGUGUAAUCAUCAAAGUCAGAAACGAGAAUCUGGAUGUCCCAUACACAUACAUGAACCCAACUGUGGUGGAAAAUAGUGUGGCUAUUUAAAUAUGUGAGUGACCUCCUUGGCAAAUCCAGCUUCAUCUUAUCUGAAGUGGAAAAAAGGAGAGCCUUUAGUGGAAAGAAAUCAUUGUAUAUAUUAUGAUCAUUUAUGGUUAUAGCACUUAUGUGCAGCUUUCAUUGAAAAUGUGGGAUUGAGAGCUUCUUUGUUUGUCAAUGAUUAAACAGGCCUUCUAAUCAAAGUAUUUUUGGGAAAAAAAUGAUUUUGCCUUCACACUUUAAAACUUAAGAAGUACUCUGUGCCUCAUGGCAUACUGUUAGAAUGACUUGUGCAUUAUUUUAGGGACAUAAGAGUGGGGUUAAAUCAAGGAAAAUGGUGAGUUGCAGUAAUCUUAAAACUGUGAAACUGUACUGUACAUGCUUUGUCUAUAUUUUCAAUGGGGAAAAUUCAAGGGGGUCAGGUUACUGUCCUGAAAACUGCCUACUUUCUUUCCUGCCACUUUUGGCUAGGUUCCUACCAAGA
Messenger RNA from Labrus bergylta (ballan wrasse), 1822 nucleotides. NCBI's taxonomy places the organism in Eukaryota, Metazoa, Chordata, Actinopteri, Labriformes, Labridae. The record is from RefSeq and is a predicted model, not a curated record.